Hevea brasiliensis (rubber tree) is the source of this 483-nucleotide messenger RNA. RefSeq lists its product as uncharacterized. Lineage: Eukaryota; Viridiplantae; Streptophyta; Magnoliopsida; Malpighiales; Euphorbiaceae. The transcript is spliced from 3 exons. The record is from RefSeq and is a predicted model, not a curated record. The coding region runs from base 1 to 483 and encodes 160 amino acids.
AUGCAUAGUUUUGGAGUUUAUCAGUUUGGAAAUGGACAUCGGUAUGAAGGAGCAUGGCAUGAGGAAAGGAUGCAAGGGUUUGGCAUGUACACUUUCAGAACUGGGGAAGCACAAUCUGGUCAAUGGCAAAAUGGUGUUCUUGAUGUCCUCAACUCAGAGAAUGGCCUUCAUGGAUCUCUCUAUACAGUUAGCCAUUCCAAAGUUCUUUAUGUUGUCCAGGUAUUCAAUGAACCCACCAUUUACUUGAUGAGUUACAAGGUAUAUGCAUAUUUGGGUACAGAUGUCGUGUGGCUAUUAACCGUGCAGGAAGCGCAACGGGCUGCUGGAAAAGCAUAUGUUGUGGCAAGGCUAGAUGAAAGAGUGAAUAAAACUAUUGCAGCGGCUAAAAAGGUAGCCAAUGUAGUAAGAAUUAUCGUAGUAAAGGCUGUCCAGAGACAAAUGCCUCUUGACAACAGUGAUAAUGAACCAAAUCCCUAUGCUUGA